Monodelphis domestica (gray short-tailed opossum) is the source of this 2660-nucleotide messenger RNA. Lineage: Eukaryota; Metazoa; Chordata; Mammalia; Didelphimorphia; Didelphidae. The record is from RefSeq and is a predicted model, not a curated record.
ACUCCCUCACCCUCUGCAGGGAUGCCUCGGAUCAUGAUCAAAGGAGGGCUGUGGAGGAACACGGAGGAUGAAGUUCUCAAAGCGGCGGUCAUGAAAUAUGGGAAGAACCAAUGGUCUCGGAUUGCUUCUCUCUUGCACAGGAAAUCAGCAAAGCAGUGCAAGGCCAGAUGGUACGAAUGGCUGGAUCCAAGCAUUAAAAAAACUGAAUGGACCAGGGAGGAAGAAGAGAAGCUUUUGCACCUGGCCAAAUUGAUGCCAACCCAGUGGAGAACCCUGGCCCCCAUCAUUGGCCGGACAGCUGCUCAGUGCUUGCAACACUAUGAACUUCUCCUGGAUAAAGCUGCCCAAAGAGACGGUGAAGAAGAGACAGAGGAUGAUCCACGGAAACUGAAACCUGGAGAGAUCGAUCCAAAUCCAGAAAGCAAACCAGCCAAGCCUGAUCCCAUUGACAUGGACGAGGAUGAACUUGAAAUGCUCUCCGAAGCAAGAGCCCGGCUGGCAAACACACAGGGAAAGAAGGCCAAGAGGAAAGCAAGAGAGAAACAGCUGGAAGAAGCCAGGCGUCUUGCUGCCCUCCAGAAGAGGAGAGAACUUCGAGCAGCUGGCAUAGACCUUCAGAAGAGGAAAAGGAAGCGAGGAAUAGACUAUAAUGCAGAAAUUCCAUUGGAAAAAAAGCCCGCGCCGGGUUUUUACAACACUUUGGAAGAAAGUUAUCCCACACUGGAUGCUGACUUUAGCCAGCUAAGACAAGAAGAUCUGGAUGGGGAGUUAAGAUCCAAAAAGGAAAGCAGAGCUAGGAAGAAAGACCAACAGUACUGGAAAAGUAAAAAGGAGGCAGAUUUACCAUCAGCUAUUCUUCAACCCCCAGGGAUAUCCGGAUUUACCAAAAAGAGAAGCAAGUUAGUCCUUCCUGCACCUCAGAUUUCAGAGGCAGAACUUCAGAGAGUGGUGAAAGUUGUCCAGGCAAGUGAAAUUGCCCGCCAUACAGCAGAGGAAUCGGGCAUAGUGAAUUCUGUUUCCAGCACCCUUUUGUCUGAGUACCAUGUCACCAAUGCAAGCAUCGCCCUGAGGACACCCAAAGUUCCAGAAGCCCAAGAUGGAAUCUUGAAAGAAGCACAGAACUUACUGGCUCUUACCAACGUUGACACCCCAUUGAAAGGGGGUCUUAAUACACCAUUGCAUGAGAGUGACUUCUCUGGUGUGACUCCACAACAACAGAUCAUCCAGACACCAAACACAGUCUUGUUCACCCCAUUCAGGACUCCUCGUGGAGCUGAAGGGUCCACUCUUCAAGUGGGGAUGGCUCCUAAGCCCCUUGUUGGCCCUACUCCACAGAGAACAUCUCUACGGGACAAACUAAACAUAAAUCCUGAAGAGAGCUUGGCAGAUUACAAUGAUCCCUCUUAUGGGAAGCAGAUGGAGAGAGAAUCUCAGGAGCGUCUCCGUUUAGGGUUCUUGGGCCUUCCAACUCCCAAGAAUGACUUUGAGAUUGUUUUACCAGAAAACGUUAAGGAACUAGAAGACCUUGAGAUUGAGGAAACCUUUGCAGAAGAUGCUGCUGAUGCAGAUGCUCGAAGGCAGGCUAUCCAAGAUGCAGAACAUGCAAAAGAAAUAAAACAGAUGCACACAGCUGUUCAGAAGGGUCUGCCAAGACCUUCAAAAGUAAAUGAAGCAAUCCUAAGACCCUUACAUGGAGGACCACCACUAGCAGACCUAGAGAAAAGUGAAGAACUCAUUAAAAAGGAGAAGAUCAUAAUGCUUCAUUAUGAUCUUCUCCAUCAUCCUUAUGGAGAACAUGCUGGAAAUAAAAAGGGGAAACCUCGAGGAUUUGGAAGUAAUAGUACCCAGCACAUAACUUACCUAGAACUCAACCCCUAUGAAAAUUUCUCCAAAGAUGAACUGGACAAGGCUCAAGACCUUUUGACACAAGAGAUGGAAGUCAUAAAGCAAGGAAUGUGCCAUGGUGAGCUGUCAAAUGAAGUUUAUAACCAAGUGUGGGAAGAAUGUUACAGUCAAAUUUUAUAUCUACCCAGGCAGCACCGAUACACACGAGCCAACUUGGCUAGCAAGAAGGACAGGAUUGAAUCACUUGAAAAGAGGCUUGAAAUAAACAGGGGUCUCAUGACCACGGAAGCUAAGAGAGCUGCAAAAAUGGAAAAGAAGAUGAAAAUUUUGCUUGGGGGCUACCAGUCUCGGGGGAUGGGACUAAGGAAAGACUUGAAUGCUUUAUGGGACCAGAUAGAGCAUGCCUACUUGGAGCUUCGUACUUUGGAGCUGCUAAAGAAACAAGAGGAUUCUGCUAUUCUAAGGAGGCUGGAGUGUCUAAAAGAAGAUGUCCAGAGACAGCAAGAAAGAGAAAAGGUACUUCAGCAAAGAUAUGCACAUUUGCUCCUGGAGAAAGACUUUGAAGCCCAAAUGCUGAAAACUCUUUAGUCUGUUCUCAUAGAAAGAAUUCCAUGCUGAUUAGGACGAAAGAAAGGAUUGGAAGCUGGGGUGGAAAGGGGACGAUUCUUGAUUAAUAAUCCCAUUUUCAAUGAGGGAAAAUGUGGGGAAGUGAGUUACAAAACCAAAUAAAAUGUAUUUAUAUCUUAUAUUAACACAUAGUAACUGGGUUACCAGAUUUCUUACUAGCACAAAUUCCAAUUCAAUACUGUGAGUAU